Molecule: messenger RNA, 1059 nt
Organism: Meira miltonrushii
Lineage: Eukaryota; Fungi; Basidiomycota; Exobasidiomycetes; Exobasidiales; Brachybasidiaceae
Exons: 1
Coding region: 1-1059 (352 amino acids)
Source: RefSeq, a predicted model, not a curated record
AUGGGCCUUCAACUUCGCAAGAGCAUCAAACGAUCAAAAUCACAAAAGAGUGAAGAGAGCGUUAAAGUCAAUGAUGCAUUAAACAAAGAGAUUCAAACGACAAUCGAAGAAGAAGUUUCAGAAGGAUUACAAAUGAACGAAGAAACUUUGGCAAAAGAAGCUAAAGUUGAUCAAGAUGCAUUGGAUGCUAUCAAACGUGCAAAUGAAAUAGCAGCAGAAGUAGAAGAAGAAGCAAGAAUUAAAUUGAGCAAGGCUCUUCUCAAAGCUGCUGAUUCAGAAGCUGAUGCAGAUCAAAAAGCAAUCGAUACAGAAGGUGAUGCUGAUGCGAUUGCUUUACAACAAGAAGAAAAAGCAAAAGAAACAGCAGCUGCCAAAGCAACAGAAGACAGACAAAAAGCUGAAGAUGCAGCAAAGAAGGCCAAAGAAGCAGCAGAGCAAAAGAUGUACGUUGCAGUUCGUGCUGCAGAAGCUGAAUAUGCUAAACAAGUACAAGAAUUAGAGCUCAAACGUGCUUGUGCAAUUAACAAAGCAGCUAAUGCUAAAAUGCAAGAUAUCACCAAUGCAAGCUUGGCACGUCGUAAGAAUGUUGCCAAAGUGGAUGCUAUUCUCCUAAAAUCACGAACCAAAGCAGCGGAAGCAAGAGUUGCGGCAGAAAAGCAAGCAUUCAAAGAAAGACAAGAAGCUGAAGAAAAGGCACAUAAAGCACGUCUAGCAGCGGGUAAAUUGGCUGAAAAAGAACGAAUGAAAGCAGAAAAAGAAGCAGAAAAACAACGUCAAAAAGCCAUCAAAGCAUCAUUUGAAAAACAAGAAGCCACUUUAAAUCAUAUCGAAGCAGAUUAUCAAAAAGAAGUUGAAGCCAAUGAACUUGUUCAACAAGAUGCUCAUACAGCCCUAGCCAAAGAUCAAGUCUUGCUCGAAAAGAAGGGUUGGUUCUUUGGUUGGUUUGAUUAUGUUAACGGUGCACCUGCAAAUGCUACAGAGGCAAAUAGUGCCACUGAGGAUGCUACCCCGGCAACGAAGGUCGAAACACCUUCUACGGCUGUUGCAACUACCGCUUAA